Messenger RNA from Cadophora gregata, 915 nucleotides. RefSeq lists its product as uncharacterized. Gene Ontology annotation, molecular function: nucleosome binding. The record is from RefSeq and is a predicted model, not a curated record. Gene Ontology annotation, cellular component: Swr1 complex. Lineage: Eukaryota; Fungi; Ascomycota; Leotiomycetes; Helotiales; Ploettnerulaceae. Gene Ontology annotation, biological process: chromatin remodeling. The coding region runs from base 1 to 915 and encodes 304 amino acids. The transcript is spliced from 2 exons.
AUGAUCAACUUCGGCGUCAGAGAGGUCGCAAACUCGAAAGCAGCUCCAGCUCCAGGCUGGGCCUACGUUCCAGACACAGGGGUCAAUGCUUCUGUCACAGCCUUACAGCCUGCUUCACGAAAACGCGCUCGCAACCAGACAGUCGCCAGCAGUCACGAAAACACAGCGCGGCAAGAUGCUAAGAUACUGCGAGAACUAGCCUCUCUAGAUCGAGAAAAUGCGAAGGAUGUAUCGAUUCCAGUGCCUAUACGGCACCGUGACAAUGCUGGGCGAGUGAGCCAUGGCAAAGUCACGUCCAAUGUUCGAAAGAUCCUCCAAUCUCAAAAAACGUUCGCAAAUUAUCUGUCAGACUUCGAAGCGCUCGCCCAAAACCCAUCCGCAGCUCCCACACCUCAACCGGUCUUGACUCCUGUAAGACCAACUCCACGAGCAGCAACCGGUACAGUAGUACCGCACCUCACAAGUAAAGGGACACGAUCACACAAGAAGAAAGAUCCCAAUUCCGUCGCAGCCCCCACACCACUCCGCAAAGUCGCUACAGCCUCAACACCAGUACCCAUCAAGUCUGAAUUAAGCACGAAGGACACACCGAUGCCAGACGCUCCAGUCCUUUCACAGGGAAACUCAACAUUGCCAAUUCCACACCCAGGAGACAAGGAUGCACUUCUCAUAUCGAGGAUCCCAGGAAUGCCUUCAGCGGUAGAAAUAGAGAAGCUUCUGUCUGCUCCGCCGCUGACAUAUAAUGAGGCAAGGGGGUCUUGGAUUGAGGAGGACAUGAGGAAGCCGGUUAAGCAAUUUUGUGAGAUAUGUGGGUAUUGGGGAAGGGUCAAGUGUAUGAGAUGUGGUGGAAAAGUUUGUGCUUUGGAGUGCUUGACCACUCAUCAGCAGGAGUGCUUCCAGAGAUAUGGAGCUUAA